UAAAUAAUUUAACUGUAAUUAUACAAGGGUAAUGGGUACAAGUACUACAACCUUAAGUCCCACUUCCUGUUGGUAAAACUGCGUUCUUGUGAGAUUGUUUACCAGUUCCUCGCUCUAAGGACCAAUGGAAACAAUGCCAUCAGCUGCAAUCCUGGAGCCAGGACCCAUAUAUUUUUUUGACCAGCUGAAAACUAGAAAAAGAGAACGGAGCAAGAAAAUACCAGCAGAACGGCCCACUGACUUCAGUUCAUUCCACACACAUUCGCAGUGGGUAGGCUUAAUUCCCAGCUUGGUCAAAUGCAAGAAGACUGAUUGUAGAGAAGACUAUAUGGAAAGAAAUGAAGAUUUAUUUUUAAAAGAUGAUACUGAAAGAAGAGUGAAACAUCCAGUUGUGUGUCAAACAUCUGCCUAUUCCCUAUUCAAUACCAAGAGCAAGGAUCCCAACUCAAAGAUUUCUCAGAUGCCUUCAACUCUUCCAGAAGAUGAAGAUCCACAGCUGAGCCAGUUGGAUGAAUACAGAUACACAGUUCUCACCAUGUUACAGGAACUUGCAGAAAUUUUGCAUUUCUUUACUAGUUAUGAAAUAAUUUUCCCUCAGGGACUUAUAAAUGUCCUGAACUAUAGCUGGAGAGAGCUCUCUGAAGGUGCUGAUUACAGCAAAUGGUGCCGGAAGUCACUAACAUGCCAAAGCCAAAGCCUGGGGAGAGGCCAAGCAUUGGAUGAAUAUGAUAAGAUGGUUCCUAGGUCUGAAUGCAUAAGCUAUGAAACUGCUGAAAAUGCAAAAGUUCAUCAGCAUAAGAGUGGCGUUUUACAUGGUGCAAAGGAAAAAAGAAAUCUGGAAACUGCAUCAAGUAGGACUCUAGGAAACAAAGCUCCUGUUGCACAACAUGCUACCCAGUUACCUAUCACAAUCAGUUUCUCACUAUCAUCCAAACACUGUGAGGAAAGAGGUUGGAUUUUUCAGCGUUCUGACUCAAAGUCAGAAGAUCUUGACUGGAAAAUACCAUGUGUCUGGGCAGUGGAGAGACUCCGACAAGCACAGCUACAAAUAAAUGAUCAGCUAUCCAAGCUGAAAGCUGCAGGAUUUGACAAGCCAGUAAUUCUCCGCCACUAUGGUGAUGGUGGGAGAGAAAUCUUCAACAAGAAAUUUAAGAGACAGAGCUCUAAAACAUUCACAUUUGAGCUGCUGAAUGGAAAACCACAAAUACCAACAAUUAAGCAGAUGGAUCCAGCAUGGAAAAAACUGCAUUACGGGCUAAUUGACGGCUCAUCAUUGGUUUACUAUCCUUCUGAGCAUCUGGCAGCUUGCCAAAGCUAUUCUGAUCUCCCAGGUGGGGGCGUAUACACCAACAUAUUCAGUGACUCUCCCAGUCAGACCAUACUUGGAACCUUUACACCUUCUGGGCAUGGCAGUAUUUGCUUUUCUAACAGUAACACUGUAGCAAUGAUGUUUAAUCAGCAAGGAGGCAUGAUGACUAACAAAGAUGGAGAAAUAAUCAGAAAAUGGAAAUGGCCUCGGGAGGGAAAGCUUAGUGAGCCAGUUAUAAUACAGGUUAAUGAAUACAUCACUGUGAGGAUUGCAGGGCGCUUUGCUAUUAACAUGGUCUACAAGUGGCAACAUGAAAGUGUGCGUUUGUCUUUGUCACCUGUACAGGGUACAUCUCCUCCACAGUUAGAAGACCUGGGCCAGAUAGUCACCAGGAUUAACUUUUCAUCCAAAUCAGCAAAAGACUUCUGUAAUGAAAACAGGAAAAAAUUAAAGGAGAAAGAAACAAAGAAGGUUCAAAAGAAAGAAUCAAGGUUGGCAGAGCCGCUGAAGACGCUUGAAAUUCUAGAGGAGAAUAUAAACCACAGAAAUUAUUUCAGUGCAGCCAGAGAAUUAAGAAAGCUGCAGCAAAAGAUCAAAAAUAUUCUAGAUGACUGGAUGGAGUAUUAUCAAAUGGCUUUGGGAAUUGACUCAGACAUUCACAAAAUGCCUGAUCUUUCUCCAAGAACCUUAAGAAAAUGCCAGAAUCAGUCUGUAGAUAUUCCCUUGGCUAACUCAACUGUAUGGAGACCACAGGAAGAGAGGAGAGAGGACAGUACAGCUGCCAAGUCAGAAAGCCCACUUCUGUUGGAUUGUUUCCAGCUAGCUCCUGCUUGCAACAUGCAGUGGGAGCCAUCAUCUUAUUCUCCCAGAGUUUCCACCUUACUAACCAGCAGUAUCAAUGUAGAUGCGCCACAUGUGACUCAGUUCAAUUUAAAUAAAAGCACACAUGUAUUACAGAACUUCUGCAGUUCAGGUGAUAAUAUAUUCAUUAGCGCUUGCCCUGCUGUCCUUCGGAGAAAAAUGAUGGGGCAGGAAGGAAAGAUAUGUAGGUGCAGUAAUCAUCAGAUGCCAUAUGUGUCAGACCUGGAGUAUGAUCACCUUAUUAACAACCAGAUGUCUUCCCAGGAACAAAUCUUAGUGGUCUGUGUAUCUUCUUCAUUGCAAACAAACGAGGAUCCUAGGGAAGACGAAUUAGAGCAGCUAUAUGAGAAAAAGAACAGGAACAGAAGUAUGCCUUGUGUUCAGGGUCGUCUGGACUCCUUCCGCCUCCUUAAAUAUGACAUCAGCACUGCAGAUGAAUUUACAGGUCAUAAAGGCUCUUUACUGGUACAAAGGCAUAAUGUUGCUCCUGGCAUGUUUUUGAUGUACAUUCAAGGAAAGCUUAUUUUUGCCAACUAUAUUUUCAAUGGAUACAGCAAGUCAGUGAAAGACCUUCAAAAACAAAUAGCUAAGACCAGGAGUGAUUACCACAUGGGCUACUGUUUACCGAAAGAUUUCAAAUUCAG
Alligator sinensis (Chinese alligator) is the source of this 2814-nucleotide messenger RNA. RefSeq lists its product as uncharacterized. The record is from RefSeq and is a predicted model, not a curated record. Lineage: Eukaryota; Metazoa; Chordata; Crocodylia; Alligatoridae. The transcript has 16 exons. The annotation marks the transcript as partial.